UAGAGGAGUCACUCCUCCAUGGGCUGGAUCUGGAUGCUGAUGUGCUGCCGAUCAAACUCUCCAACACUAGAACUUUCUCUCAACAACAAAAGAUUUACUGAGGCCGAGCGGGUUAACAUGCUUCACCCGUGAGCACCCGACUCUCACUUCCCCUUCAUUUCUAUUUAUUUGUCAGAUUGACUCAACAGGUGACUUCGUGAUGCCGAGCCAGACUCUGCGCCCGCGCCUCUGCGUCCUGGAGAAGAGCGAGAACGGGUACGGCUUCCACCUGCACGGAGAGAAGGGCAAGAGCGGUCAGUUCAUCCGCCUGGUGGAGCCCGACUCCCCCGCCGAGCUGUCCGGUCUGCGCGCGGGCGACAGACUGGUGUUCGUCAACGGAGAGCGCGUGGAGAGCGACAGCCACCGGCAGGUCGUGGAGAGGAUACGCGCGAGCCCCGCGAGCCUGGAGCUCGUAGUGGUGGACGCCGAAACCGACCAGCUGCUGAAGAAACACGAGCUCAAGUGCUUGAAGGAGUUUGUCGCGGAGGGCAUCCCGGUGCCCGAGUGCGGUGAUGAUGAUGAGAUCAGCGACGAGAUGAUGCGGGACGACACGCCGCCGCCACCGGAGAGGAACCGAGACAUCAUCCCCGUUCACAUUCCCGCGGUGGAGAAACUCAGGACAUCCGUGAGCUCGGAGACGGACCUGAAGACCCAGCUCAGACCCCGGCUAUGUGUCAUCGAGAAAGGCCCCAAUGGCUUCGGCUUUAACCUGCACAGUGAGAAGUCCAGACCCGGCCAGUACAUCAGCGCUAUAGAUGACGACUCUCCAGCACAGAGAUCCGGCCUGAGGCCCAAAGACAGGAUCAUACAGGUCAGCGGGGUUUCGGUGGAGGGGAAGCAGCACGCUGAGGUGGUGGCCGCUAUUAAAGCCGGGGGUGACAGCACGACACUCUUGGUCGUAGAUCCAGACACCGAUGCUUUCUUCAAGAAGUGUCGAGUGACGCCCACUGCAGAACACCUCACAGGAGCGCUGCCUGAACCUGUGGUCAACGGAGACAUGGAGGACAAGGUUAACGGAAAUGUGGCCAAAGAGGUGGAGCUGAAGGACUCGAAGAUAUCAAUCAGUCCGUCUCCAUCCAACGCAUCCUCCACCGCCUCCCUCACGACUCCGCCCACUGGGACUCCGCCCCCUGAGACUCUGGAGCCGUCCAUCAUAGCUGCCAUCCCAGAGCUCAAUCUGUCCCUGCAGCAGGUGAAAGAGCGCGCCCACCAGAAACGCUCCAGUAAGAGAGCUCCCCCCAUGGACUGGAACAAGAAAAAUGAACUCUUCAGUAACCUAUAGACCUCCGAUCAUCCAUCCGUCAGCUCUGUUUAAGACUUGAUAAAACAGAGCAGAUCGUAUAAUGAAGUUAAAGUCAUCAAUGAAGUAGGCUCAAUAUGAAGUAUGCACAGUGUGUAUAUGUACACACAGAUUUAUAUCUAUAUGAAUUAUGUAUAUGAAUUACUAACAGAUUAUAUUAGGCUGCAUCUGCUGUGGGGAAAAUGCAAUGUAACAUUCUACAACUGUGAUGUAUUUCAAUCAUUGGCUGUGUUCAGAAUGGAGUACUAACUUACUGUAAUAUUACUGCUCACUGUAUAGAGUCAAGUGAAACACAAGCAGGAAUGCUGUUGUGCAUACAGUGCUAUUCUAUACUGUCGUCACAUAAAAAUUACUUUGCAUGUUUAAUUUAACGAGCAGCAUAUCAGUUAUCAUCAAAUUAAUUCAGUUUUGUGUAAAUAUGUCAUGUUUUUUUUUGUUGAAGUUUGGCAGUUUGAUUAAACAGCAGGUAAAAGCUCACGCCUGUAGUUUCAGUUCAUUCAAAAUGGAAAGCCAGGUCACACUGCAUUGUGGGAUACAUUACUUCAGCAUCUUAACAAACUGUGUACAAUAUUCAUUAUAUAGUAAUAUUAUGUUAGUAUGCUAUUGCCUAUUCUGAACAGAGCCAUGCGACAGAACCUAAUCGAGCUUGUUUGUCAUUGAGCAGAUUUGAUUCUGCUGUGUUUGUGCAUUCAUUCAAGGAGUUUUGGUUCUAGCUGGAUUUCUGACUGAUUUUGUGUAAGCAGCGAAUUUCUUGACCACUUCUGUUGAGAAUCGUUUCAUUGUUUUAUAAUGAAGGACCACAUGAAGAGUGGAUAGAAGUGAAUCCUGCACUCCUGACUAUCAGCCGAUUUUAAAUGACUGAACGUGUGUAGAAAUCAGACUUUCUGUUAAAAACAGAUAUGGUGGUGCCCAAAAGUCUGAGAUUUCCACACUGAAAUCUAAUCCGCAAUGAAUUCCUGGUUUUCUGAGACACCUUCUAUAUAUAUUUUUCUAUGUAGUUCUUGGGUUGAGCACUUACGUUUUGACAUGCCUUCCAUAAUCUGCACUUCUGAUCACUGCAGUGUCAUGUCCUACAUUAUAUGUGUGCACAAGUGAAUGUUAUUUCUAUAUUUAAAAACACAUUUUGUUAAGAAAAAAAAAUAUUUUCACUUUU
Messenger RNA from Carassius auratus (goldfish), 2492 nucleotides. RefSeq names its product NHERF family PDZ scaffold protein 1b (gene nherf1b). Gene Ontology annotation, molecular function: signaling receptor binding; protein-membrane adaptor activity. Gene Ontology annotation, cellular component: apical plasma membrane. The record is from RefSeq and is a predicted model, not a curated record. Lineage: Eukaryota; Metazoa; Chordata; Actinopteri; Cypriniformes; Cyprinidae. Bases 200 to 1321 code for a protein of 373 amino acids. The transcript has 6 exons. Gene Ontology annotation, biological process: protein localization to plasma membrane.